UGCGCGCCCCUCGCUGUGAGAACCACGGGGCUGACCUCUCUUGCGUGGUGUGCGACCCCCUGCGCUCGGGGUUCGUGUCAGCGCGCAGAAACACUGCCAGUGGAAGAUGUAGAAGAAAAACCCAAACAACACACCAACAAAGAAGAGACAGACAGGCUACCCACCAGUGCCAAACCUCGACAGCAGCCGAGUGCCUUAUUCGCCAGAGGAAACAGGAAAGCUGCCAAAAGUCCCCAGAGGUCAUCGAGUAAAAUAAAAGAAAACAAGCACCCCUUUGCUCUUUAUGGCUGGGGAGAGAGACAGACAGACACUGGGAGCCAGAAGACCCACAAUGUCUGUGCAUCUGCCCCUGUGCACGAGAUUCAUGAGUCAGCAUUACGAGCCAAGAGUAGAAGACAGGUGGAGAAACGGAGACUGGCUGCACAGCGGCAGCGUGCCCACUCGGUGGAUGUGGAGAAGAACAGAAAGAUCAAGGCCUCCACGGGGUCUUCGGCAGACAACCCCUGGGUCACUGAGUACAUGCGAUGCUACUCGGCCAGGGCAUAGAUGAGAAGACAAGACAAAAACUGUUAAA
Molecule: messenger RNA, 574 nt
Organism: Fukomys damarensis (Damara mole-rat)
Lineage: Eukaryota; Metazoa; Chordata; Mammalia; Rodentia; Bathyergidae
Gene: Ccsap
Product: centriole, cilia and spindle associated protein
Exons: 3
Biological process (GO): regulation of mitotic spindle assembly
Cellular component (GO): cytoskeleton; axon; ciliary transition zone
Molecular function (GO): microtubule binding
Source: RefSeq, a predicted model, not a curated record